Mycetomoellerius zeteki is the source of this 1996-nucleotide messenger RNA. RefSeq lists its product as uncharacterized. Gene Ontology annotation, molecular function: nucleic acid binding. NCBI's taxonomy places the organism in Eukaryota, Metazoa, Arthropoda, Insecta, Hymenoptera, Formicidae. The record is from RefSeq and is a predicted model, not a curated record. The annotation marks the transcript as partial. The transcript is spliced from 5 exons.
AUGUUGAAGGAACUUAACAUACCACGAAAGAUCGUAACUAGCGGUCAGGACGUUCGUAGAGAAAUUCAUGGAUUUUGCGACGCAAGUGAGCGUGCUUAUGGAGCUUGCAUCUAUAUGCGUAGUAUCAAUACUGAAGGUACCUUUGCACUUAAUAUGUUCCAAAUCUCGUGUCGCACGGUCAAGGCAUUGUCCUUACCUCGGUUAGAGCUUUGUGGAGCACAAUUAUUGGCUCAGCUCAUGGACAAAGUUGUAAGCACCUUAGAAAUCAACAUCGACAACAAAUAUUACUGGACUGAUUCAUCAAUCGUCCUACACUGGCUUCAAGCAAGCAACAGGAAAUUACCGGUCUUCAUAGCUCAUAGAAUCGGAGACAUUCAGGAAAUAACAUCGAUCGAGAACUGGAAACAUGUCGGGAGCGCACAAAAUCCGGCUGAUCUGGUCUCACGAGGCAUCAGCGCCAAGGACGGUUUGGAAACCAAUCCAUUCAACAAAUCCUCUACCCUUAACAGGCUCAUCCGAGUGGCAACCACAUGUCUACGCUUCAUACACAACUGCAGAGGACAUAAACAAUGUGGACCUUUGACAGUUGAGGAGCUACAAGAAGCUACAAGGAGAUUAAUAAGAAGAGAUCAAGAGCUCACGUUCGACAGAGACAUCAAGGAUCUGAAAGACAAAGGAAUCGUAUCAAGUGGAAGCAAUUUGAAACAAUUAAAUCCAUUCAUCGAUGAAGAAAAUAUAAUACGAGUUGGCGGUAGAUUCCAACGUUCCUAUCUACAUUCGGACGUUAAACAUCCAUGUCUAUUGCAUCAACGAUCACAUCUUACAAGGCUCAUUAUCGAGCACGAGCAUCAAAGACUUAUGCACGCAGAAAUAGAAGCGACUCUAGCCGCUAUACGACUUAAAUAUUGGCCGCUCAAGGCGCGGCCAAGGUUUUCGGAGCAAGUAAUGGGAAAUUUGCCCAUACAUCGGGUCAUACCCUCAAGACCAUUCAGUUGCAUAGGUAUAGACUUUUGUGGACCGAGAUACGUUCGUAAAGGAUCGCGUAGAAACAAUAAGAACGUAAAGGCAUAUGUCGCAGUAUUCAUUUGCUUGGCUACAAAGGCGGUCCACUUGGAGGUGGUCUCAAACUUAACCACUGAUGCGUUUCUCAAUGCGUUCAAGAGUUUUAUUGGACGAAGAGGUAAACCAUCGGAUGUCUUCUCUGACAACGGCACCAACUUCCAUUUUAUCCCUCCAUGGGCCCUUCACUUUGGAGGUCUCUGGGAGGCCACAGUUAAGUCUUUCAAGAGGCAUUUCAACAAAAUCGCCCAUGACAUUCCACUCACGUUUGAAGAGGCAUCGACUUUGAGCAUCCAGAUAGAAGCCAUUCUCAACUCAAGACCAUUAAUUGUCAUGUCUCAUGAUCCAAACGAUUUAAGUUAUGUUUCAGCAGGUCAUUUCCUCAUAGGUGACACGAUAGUAUCAUAUCCGGAGUCAGGCUUAACUCAGAUAAAAACGAACCGACUAUCAAGGUGGCAGCAUUUGGAACAGAUGAAGCAGCAUUUUUGGAGACGUUGGUCAUUCGAAUACUUGUUCCAGCUCCAAAAUCGGACACAAUGGCAGUCGAAUCGUGGUCCAGCUCUCCAGGUUGGACAAUUAGUAGUUUGUCGCGAAGACGGGCUACCCCCCUUUAAAUGGAUGCUGGGAAGAGUCGAGGAAGUUUUUCCGGACAACGAUGGUGUUAUUCGUACCGCAACAAUCAAGACAUCAGCGGGUUCAUAUAAAACGCCAGCAGCUAAAUUAGCCGUAUUAUCCGUCGAGGACAAUUUAGAUAAUAAGAAAAAUGAUAUAUUCCGAGUCUAUCAAGGCGCGCAGUAUGUUAAUGAAAUUCGUACUAUAUUUGGUUUUCGCGCCAUUCGAUACUCGAAAUGUUCCGCGAGCAAUGUAAAGAGACUGAAGGAGGGCGCUAAACGCGGAAUAAUAAUGUCUUAUCAUGAAGAAUCGAAUCAAGACACGA